Podarcis lilfordi (Lilford's wall lizard) is the source of this 16435-nucleotide messenger RNA. NCBI's taxonomy places the organism in Eukaryota, Metazoa, Chordata, Lepidosauria, Squamata, Lacertidae. The record is from the annotation of a GenBank genome assembly.
CGUGCAUAGCGGAGCGGUGCGCCUGCGCGCGCGGCCCGGAGUGCCCGGAUGUAGCGGGAGGAGGCGCCGCCGCCAUCUUUGCCCGGAGAGCAGCGAGAGCUGAUCGUGGUUGAGCCCCCCCCGCCGGACCAUCGGUCUCCAUCCGCCCCGCGCAGCCCCCGCCGCCCUCGCCCGACGGACAUGGACGACCGGGAGGACCUCGUCUACCAGGCCAAGCUCGCCGAGCAGGCCGAACGCUACGAUGGUGCGCGCGGGGGGCGACGACGACGCCGACCCUCUGGCCGGCGGAGGCGGAGAGGGACGGAAGGGAGGGAGGGAGAGACGGAGGGAGGGAAAGAGGCAGCAGGCCGGCCAGCCGGGGAGCCAGAACAGGGCGGCGGCAGCGGCGGCGACCAAGGGCCAGCGGAGGGAGGGGCGGGCAGCUGCCUCGCUGGCUGGCGGAGGAGAGCGCCGGGCACAAAAUGGCGGCGCAGGCCGGCAAGACGGGGCGGGCGGGGAGGCGGCGGCGGCGACAGAGGGAGAAGCGACGGGGCGUGGGGGGGCGCACACAAAAUGGCUGCCGCGCGCGACAGGCGCUGAAGACGCCGGCGGGGGAGCGGGGCGGGCGGCGGGCAGGCGGCGCGAGGGUCUGCUGGGCGGGGAGGGGGGCUGCCGGGGAGGACAAAAGCCCCACGCUGGGCCUGGGCGGCUCCCGGAGGUCUCGGCGGCGCAGAGGGGCGUGGCGGACGGAGGCGGAGAGCCAGCCGGAGGGCGACGCGGCUCCUUGUUCCGGGCGGGCAAAUGGGCUCCCCCUCUUCCGUCCACCCAUUUCCCCGGUUCCCGCAGCCCCCGAACGCCUGGCGGGGUGUGUGUGUGUGUUCACUGUCAGUUUCGCGCCUCGCACUGGGGACAGGAUCCCGAGAUGGGUCUUUUUUUGCCCCAAGCUGGUUAGUUGAAGCGAACACUCCCCCCCCCCCCAACGUGUUCCCUUGGAAAAGACCGGCAGAAUUGUUGGGUCUUCGCCAGCCUCUUUUCCUCUCCUGGGGCUAAGCCUCGUUGAAAGCAGAGGGACCAGCUUCUAGAAUACCACUGCCCGUUAUUGGGCAGGGGCAACAACCAUUCUGAGGCUCGCAGGAAGAUAAUCUCGGGGGGGGGGGGUACUGGAAAAUAGCAUGCUUGCUUAGCUGCCAUCACUGUCCCUUGCUGGGGAACUGAAGAUGUGGGGAUUGCUUAGGUCCGUUUGCUCUAGUAUUUAAAAGCAUCUGCUGCUGUGAAACCCGGAAGCAAAAGUACACUGUCCGCUUCACUCAAUUUCUCCUUAAGCUUUACAACCUGUAGGGAGUAAGCAUUUACCUGGGUUCGUGUGACACUGGCCCGUAUCCUUUCUCCAUGCUGAGGGGCAGGGAGGUUUGACGGGGCAGAGAGUGUGGGGUGGUGCCCUUGUUGCUGUGGGUAGCACACAUUGAUCGCAGUGCAGGGAGGUCCUCUCUAAAGCAGGGGAGGGUGGAGCUGUCCAAGGCAGAAAGCCACUUACUAUUAGGUGGCCUGUUUCCAUCCCAUCCUGGCCAUGAGGGCUGAGCUUACAAUACAAGGAAGGCUGUAUUUAUUGAAAAGGAGCUGGGCUAUUUGCAGUGACGUGUGGACACUCUGGGAGUUGUAAACGCUUGACCCAGCCGGCUUUUUGCAGUCUUCACAUAAAGUGCCUUUUAGCUCCUUGUAGACCAUGGAAGCCGCCACCUUUGUAGGUUAUCCCUGGCCUGGGUAGCAUCGUCUUGGGCAAAGGAAAGUGGCAAUGGCUCAGAGUGCUGAACAGCUUGUGACUACCACUCUUGGGCAUGCCUGUGUGUUUUUUGUGAUGACCUGGUUCCGUUUCACCUGUCUGCUUGAAAUGUUAAGGCUGAGCUGACUUCUUAUUUCACCUCACGUGGUACAUCUAAAGCAUGGUAGGCUGCCUUUCAAAGGCUCCCUGCAGACCCCAGGAGCUGAACAUCACAGGUGCUCUUCUCCCUCCCCCUGCCCCUUCCAGGUUACAGCUGCUCUCCUUCCUUAACAACAAGAGGCAAGAGGUUCUCCCAGAGCAGGAGGCCUUUCCUGAUUUUGAAAACAGCUUCAGAAGUGCAGUAUAAGGUCAAAGGCACUCCCUGCUUGGCAGUGGCCUGGCAACCCCAGAUGUUUGGGUGACUUCUAAGCAUAAAUGGGCAUGAGAGCAUGAAGGUGCACCGAAUAUACUUUAUUGCCCAAUGUGUUUCAGGUUAAAACCUGUACUCAACUCUAGAAACAUGAUACAUGCAUAAUUUAUUAGCAUAUUUUUAAGACUCCCGCCUGAAUAACAGUAUUGCUUUAAAUUCUUUUGGGUAAAUGUCUGCUGAGCAUUCUUAGUGUCUCUCUCUCCCCUUUUGGUUCCUGCAUUUGUUACCUCUUCAUCUUUCCUCUGCUAAAGCAGCCAGGUAACACCUCUUGUCCCCUGCUUCUUAGCCUUUCCAAUGCUUCUGUUUCUGCCCUCUUCCCCUCCAAAUUUAGAAACCUAUAUUUUGGAAGCAGAAGGAAUUAUGCAGUGUAAACAUGUGACAACAGAUAUCAGAAUACAAUCCGGUCAUUUUCAUCACUGUUCUCCAGCACACAUCUGGCUCAGCAUAGCUUGGAAUGCCUCAUCUUCUAUCAUAUAGCAGAUCUUGACUGCAGCUGGUGCCCAGUGAUAUGUGAUGGUUGCCCCAAAGCAGCUUUACAUAAAAAACUGGGCUUCCCUUUUAAUAUGGAUACAAUUUGGAGUUGGUUGAUAUAUUUGUGCUCCAUUUCUGAUUAUUGUUCUUUGCUACAGUGUCUAUAAAUCCACUGUAGUGAAGGCAUCUUUUGUUUUCAUGCUACAUGUGCAUGAACAGGAGAACACUUGAGGGAUGAAAAAGUUGUACGAUGUACAUCUAAUCUGAGUAGCUGACCUGAAAUCACAGCCCUGGUGGUUUGUAGCUCAGCACGUCAAUGGUGCAGCUCAUCAGGGCCCUUUCCUGGCUCCUUGGAAUAGCAUAAUGGAUGCAAAAUGAAAGUGCUUUGGUGAUAACAAUCACACCACUUGAGUUCUUGAAGGUCUGUGAAACUGUCCUGGGUUGUGCAAGUGGCUGUCUGCCUCCUGCCUCCCCUGCUCAGGUUUGUCCAGACUGACAUUAAUUCAAAGCCAGGCUCGUGUCUGGUUUGGUGAUGGUUUUAAAUGGAAGGGCAUGGAGAGCAACUCGGCUCAAGCACACACAGACACACCUAUUCUCUCUUUAGAAAUGGUUGAGUCAAUGAAGAAAGUAGCUGGGAUGGAUGUUGAACUGACCGUCGAAGAAAGGAACCUGCUGUCUGUUGCAUACAAAAAUGUAAUUGGCGCUAGAAGAGCUUCUUGGAGAAUAAUCAGCAGCAUUGAACAGAAAGAGGAAAACAAAGGUGGAGAAGACAAAUUGAAGAUGAUCCGGGAGUAUCGGCAAAUGGUGAGUGCCCAGGAGAGAAGGGACCCCUGGGACGCUUGAGGGGCAGCUGGCGGGUUUUGCAACCCUACAUGCAACACAGACCAGUGGGUGGGGGGGCUCACAGACUCUGUUGUUGUUCCAAGCAUCAGUGUGUGAGUUUCGGAUUGUGGAACAUAACUUCUCCAGCUGCACAGCCAUGCUGUUUAGGGUGGCCCCCAGGUAAGGGUUGCUUCAUGAUUUCUCUGUGAUGGCUGUGUUUGGGAUUAAGCAAGACUUUUCCCAGUGUAGACUGAGGCAUGGGUGAGCUUGGGGAUUCCCCUCCCUCCCCAACAUCCCAGCUGCAUUGUUCUGUUGGGCUCUUUGCCAGCAAAACUGUGUGUACCUUGCACUGGUGUUUUGCUUGCGCUCUUCACUUGGACCUUUCCUUGACCUGGGCAGCUGCUUCUUGAGGCACCUGCUCUCUUCCUGGUCUCUGCCUGUUCCAGUCAAGGUGCUGGGUAUAAAUGUGAAUAAGGAAUGAGGAGCUGUCUUCAGGGCUGCUGGUUACAUCACAGGCACACAUUUCAUCCUCCGCUUUGUAGCAAAUCAACCAGGGUUGCUGGCGUUUAUACUAACAACUGCAGCUUUCACAGAAGGGACAUAAUCAGCUGGUUUGAGGGAACCCUAAGAUUUACAGAACUAUCAAAGAGGGUAAAAAGCCCUGAAAGAGCCCAUUGGGAACAAAAACUUCCCAGUCGCUGUUUACCUUUUUCAAGGGAUGGGAAAGAUGGAAAAGUGAUGCUCAGGUACAGGGGUGGGCAGAAAGGACCUUCUUAGAAAAGGGCUAGAACCCGAAACUAGAAUCGCUUCACCUUGGAGAGUGUUGCUGCCCAUCCUACUUGCUUAGACUGAAUCCUGUAACAAUAAGGCUAUCUCUGCUUGUGAAAUGCCUUUUCUGCUUUUAGAAGACAGUGGAUUUGGUUGUUGGGCUUCUGGCCCUCAAAGGCCUUGGAUGCUUCUCUAGGAGCCCCAGUAGAUUCAGGAAAUGGGAUUCUCAGAGCACAGGGCAGCUGCAAGGCAAGCGUUCAUUCGACCAGGAAUAAAAAAGACCUUCUGAAAUCUAACGGACAAACAAGCAAACCCAUGACUUAUCCUCUUCCAGUUAAGCAUACAUUUUCUGAAUACAACUGCCAGUUUUAUGGGGUGGCUGUGAAUUUAAUUCUUUAUAUUUGCAGCCCUGUAACAAGGUCACAUGGUGUGUCAUUAAAUAAAUAAAUAAAUAAAUAAGAAAGAAAGAAAGACAUUGUGUUGCAUCUGAUACAAUAAAAUAAGUCUUUAAUAAGCUCCAGGGAUAGCUCAGUUGGUUGGAGCAAGGUACUGAUAAUACCAAGCUUGCAGGUUCAGUCUCCAUAUGGGACAACUGCAUAUUCCUGCAUUGCAGGGUGUUGGACUAGGUGAUGCUCAGGGCCCCUUUCAGCUCUGUGUCUAUGAUUGUAUGAAAACCAUGGGCAAUAUAAAAGUCAAAGCAAAGAGCAAAUCAUGGCUCUGGAAUUAUGUGGAGGAGAGAAAAGUAUCCGCUCCCUUCACAGCACUUGUUACAUUUCUCCUUAUCUUUUCAGCUUUCUAAGGCUGCAUCCCAUGGUGUCUUUGCACAUGGAGGCUUCUAUGAAUUGGAGGGAAUGGGUGGUUCCCUUUUCCUCUGCACCCUCCUUCUCACAUUGGCUCCAGAGGGGCAGUAUUCAUGGGGCAUGCAGGAGAAGGGGGGAAUUGCAACAGUUGGCUCCUGAUCAUGGAAACCCCUGUGGGAGCCAAGUGUAAAAAAGCACAAAUGGUUAACCAACCUUGGAGUGUGAACCUUUCCUCCUUGUGAAGAUCUGCCCACUUCUCCAGUGCUUUGAUAUCCUUUUUGAAACCAGACAACCAGCCCUGUACCUGCAUUUCAAGCACAGACAAAUCAUCUAUUUAUAUAUAAGGCAUUUAUUAUAUACAUCCCUUUCCUCAUAAUGCCAAAUAUUCAGUUUGUCACUGACUGCUGCAGCAUAGAGUUUGGCCAACCAUGGAAAGCCUGCAAGCAGGACAUGAACACAAUAGCACCCCCCCGGUGGAUUCCACCACAUCACCAGGUCCGAAUGGUCUCAUUUUGUUCCAAGUGGACAAUCUUUGGGGUGGGGGAUCCUUUGUUUGGCACCCAUACCUACAAUCGAGCACGCUGUCCUUUGCAUAAAGAUGAUGGGAAUCGCUUGAACUGGAAUUGUAAGGGAAUAAUGGUGGUGCCUCUGUGCUGUGGAAAUGAAGCUGUCUAACAAUGGGUACCCAUAAGUCUGCACUGGAGCACAGUGAAGAAUUUGCAUCUUAGGCAAACCAAGCUCUGGAAAGUUCCCUGGAUCUUUAAAGGGCUUUGUGUGUUGUAUUCAGUUCAUAAUAGUAGAUACAUUGGUACCUCGGGUUAUAGACGCUUCAGGUUACAGACUCCGCUAACCCAGAAAUAGUACCUUGGGUUAAGAACUUUGCUUCAGGAUGAGAACAGAAAUUGCGCAGCAGCGGGAGGCCCCAUUAGCUAAAGUGGUACCUCAAGUUAAGAACAGUUUCAGGUUAAGAACGGGCCUCUGGAAGGAAUUAAGUUCUUAACCCCCAAGGUACCACUGUAGUGUCUCAACCUUGGAUUCAAAUAAGAGUUUAGGAGUUGCUGGAUCAAAUAGCAAAUCAUUCAGUGUUCACUGGGAAAUUAGGAAUAACUUAGAUCACCCUAUUGCAGUGAUCAGUUGGGCAUGCAUUUGCACUACAGUGAAUACACAGAUAAGGGGGUAUUGUUUCUGAAAGCCGAAGAUUUUGGGAUCAGGGUGAGGUGGAAGGAUGUCCCUGUGAACAACAGCUGGGGGAAAAGUGGGCAAAAAGAAUUCCCUACAGGCUCCCAUGUUGAGAUCUGUGGGACACCUGAUGAAAUUUUUGCAUCUCCCCACCCAAUCCCUGCCUUGGAUUGCAAAACAACAGCUAGCCCAGCAGGCCUCUUCCUUCAGACCCUCCAUUCUGCCCCCUGGGGCAUUUAAGUGGGGCACAGGGCGCAUUGUGGCUUCUCUGCUCCUCCUUUGUAGGGGAGGGAGGUAAAUCCUUGAGUCAGAAACUUUACCUGGGCUGGAGGCAGGGAUUGGAAGGCAAAGCAGCACACUUUUCCACAGGAGUGAGACUGGUGAUUAUUCAAAAAUUCUGUUAAAGUUCUGUUUGUUUAUUCAUUGGCAGCAGGUUUUCUGAAUUGGCCAUUCUUUUUUCCUCUCUCCCUCAAGGUUGAGACUGAAUUGAAACUAAUCUGUUGUGAUAUUCUGGACGUACUGGACAAACACCUCAUUCCAGCAGCCAACACUGGCGAAUCCAAGGUUUUCUAUUAUAAAAUGUAGGUGUGAAAUGGGGAAGGUGCCUUAACUAUGAUGCUUGUGGGAAGAAUGGGUUCUUCUCAAAGAUGAUGGGCUCCUCCCUAGUGGUAUAACGUGUUGGGAGGCAGGGGCAGGAGGGGGUGAACAGUUCUCCUCCUGCCCCCUCCAGAAGGAAGCAGAAGUUCGGAGAGAAAUGGAAGUGUUUGUAAUAUUUUUCAUCAGUUCUUGUAUAAUAUUGUUAAGAACAUAAAAUGUAUUGUGAACAACAUAGCAAGCAUUAUUUAGCACAUAAAAUUAUACUCCUAUAUUUAUUAAAUUUGACAUGAAUGAACGCCUUGCCUUUAUUCAGACAGUAAACUAGCUACUUCACCAUAAUGUAACAAACAUUUCAUGCUUUUUUCUUGGGGGGGGGAUUAUGUUUAAGGCAGAAAACUAUCAGUAAAGAAAAGGAAAUUGUAUUAUUUGAGCUUAGAAACAACUCUGUCUCUAUAGUCAACAGCUUGCAUAGCUGGUUAUUUAUUUAUUUAACUUAUAUAUUUAAAUUUCUGCUUAAAUGUUCUAUAUGGAAUGCUAUGCCAGCUGGUAAGCUGUUGAAGUAAGCAAUGUUUUCUUCUUUCCUUCCACCUGCCCCCAGGAAAGGGGACUACCACAGGUAUCUUGCAGAGUUUGCCACAGGAAACGACAGGAAGGAAGCUGCUGAGAACAGCCUGGUGGCUUACAAAGCUGCUAGUGACAUUGCAAUGACAGAACUUCCUCCAACACAUCCCAUCCGCCUAGGACUUGCCCUCAACUUCUCUGUUUUCUACUAUGAAAUCCUUAAUUCUCCUGACCGCGCCUGCAGGUGAGGAGCAGCCCCCCGCAUGGGAGGGUUUGGGGGAGGUGCUGCCUGCUAAGCAGAGUUCUCAAGGUUCUCUCCAGCAGCUCUGAGCAGGGGUGAGAAGCAGAUGUCGUCAGGGCAGAGGGGCAGGUGGGUGGGUGUUGCAGCAGCUGCCACUGCUUCUGGGUCUCUGGGCCUGUUGGAGUGUGCAGCCAGGUAGGCAUGCAAAAGGGUCGCCCUUGUGUGCCCACCCAUACACCCCUGGUCAUCUUUGUGGGUUAAAACUUUCCUCCCCUGGUGUGAGACAAAAGGUGGAGAGAAUCCUGAGAGUGCUGUAGAAGUGGGCAGUGGCAUCUCCGUGGCGGUUUUGCAUAAGAGCCCUGCAGCCAAAGGGAGGCCACCUAUUCUAGCCUCCUGUUCUCACAGUGGCCCAAUGGAAGCCCACGAGUAGGACUUGAGUGCAACAGCUCUCCCCUCGCACAGUUACCAGGAACUGCUUCCGACCAUUGUGGCUAGGAGCCAUUGCUAGCCUUGUCCUCCAUGAAUUUGUUUUGAUUUGUUAGAUCUGGUAUCUUGGAACACUCUGUCAUCUGUCUCCUUGUAGGUUGGCAAAAGCAGCUUUUGAUGAUGCUAUUGCAGAACUGGAUACGCUGAGUGAAGAAAGCUAUAAGGAUUCUACACUUAUCAUGCAGUUGUUACGUGAUAACCUGACACUAUGGACUUCAGACAUGCAGGGUGACGGUGAGUAGCUGAUGAUUCUCCAGCCUUAAUCUUAACAUGGGAGAGAGCAAGUGGGGCAGAAGGUUGCAGUGCGUCCCCAUGGUUCCAGAUAGCCUGGAACAGGAAGUCUGUCACAUUGGUUAGGCCGUUGUGGGGGGCACGGUAUUUAAGAAGUAGGGAAGAGAUAGGGGACACUUUUUCUCUCUCCCAGCUGAGCACCUUGGGACUGUCAGCCUCAAAGCUGAGUCUUUUAAUGCUUAUAUUUUGGAGGACGUGCAGUUCUGAUUCCCCAUCUAGGAUUCUUACUGGCAUGACACCAGAAAUGCUCCAGUUCUUCUUCUCCAUAUUUCCAACUGACACAUGGAUAGUCUCUUGUCUUUUUCCAGGUUUCAACCAUAAAUGAUUGAUUGAUUGAUUGAUUGAUUGAUAAACGGACACAGUCUGGCUUCCAGUUUAUGUUGACCCUUUUCCCUUUCCCAUGGGCUCAGCUGCAAGCAUUUUUUAAAACUACCUUUUCCUUUUAGUUUUUCCACAGUUUUUUAAUUGCAUACUUGCGUACUUAUGUGUACCCAAGGAUCUCUGUAGUAUGUAUAAGCCUCUGCAUUGAUAGAUGCUCAGCCACUUGAAUUUGCUGUUGGAGGGGUGACUGCUGUGGCCUCCCCUUCUAGCAGGGCAGCUCUUGUUCAGGGUGCCAGACAUCUACUCCGCCCUCCAAGUUACUAGGAACUGUCAGGAGCCCAAGCAGGGCUUUUCCUCAGCACUCCUCAUUUUCUUUUCCAGCUCUUCAAUGUGCUCAUGAGACUGUUUUUCUGGGGUUGCAUUUGCUUUUUCCUUUCAGCUACACUCCUGUGAGCCUUGUUCUCAUUCUUCUUCUGUGGCCUUGUUUUGGGCUCAUUCAGUGACCGCAUUUGCUACUGCAGUGAGUUGUCAUCUCUGGGUGACAGGCAGGAGGAGGGUGUUUCUUAUGUACCUCAAGCAUUUAGUUUGAGAAUCACAAUUUUAAAAUUCAUUACAAACAACCCACUCCCCCACUUACGCAGAAGAUAAUGUUCCGAGGCACUGCACUCAUCUGCAAAAUUGCAUAUAUUUGAAGCACCAUUGAAAAAGCCUGCAAACACCCCUCCCCCCCCGCCCGUGAUGCUUUUGAGUCACUUCUGGGUUCGGCGUGCUCCACUAUUGCACACACAUUUAGCACGUGUAAACGGGUGGGGUGCCUGUAUUAUGCAUAUUGCUGAUUGCCUCAGAAAAACAUUUCUCUAAGCAAAAAUACAUUGGGUACAAAACAAUGUUAAGGCAGCAGAAAUGCAGUCACUUCAAUAUUGAAUCCAGGCCUAGCAUUAAAAAGCAAACAAGGACAAGCCACAAAAUACAUCACAGAUAAAAAGAGUUCAAAAGGCCAUGAGGGCAGAAAGUAGCCAGUUGCCAUCAUGAACUUUGCCUGUCAGCUGGGGUCCCACGGAGAAGCCUUGGUUCCACAUAGCGGGCAGUUUGAUUCCCUCAGUUUAGCUGUGAAUGCUGGAAGAAACUUGUUCAGUCCCAGACUAGUUGCAAAGCGUGAAGUGAAGUGAGGAAAAGAAAACGAUGGUCAUGAUCGCAUGAGAUGUUUCUGUUGAGACCACCAGCAUCAUAACGGGGUGUGUUUGUUUAUAGGGGCUGACCUUUAGUUUCAGAAUUAUGAUCGGUCUUUUGAAAAAGACAAAAUUCACUUUCCCAGCUGGAACUUUGCUGCUGUUUAAACUCAGGAAUGCCUGGCCAUCAUUCGUUUGGUCCCCUGCAACAAAAUAAAAGUGAUGAGAUAGUUUCCUCUUUGUUGAAAAAGAAGCAUCAUCAUGAUAUUCACCAUUCACAAGGCAGAUCUUUCAUCUCAUGAGAUGGAAAAGUGUUCUGGUAGCUUGACUUGGCACUGGUAAAUGCAGAACUGGUAACAGUGCAGAAUGUUGGCGGCUGGAAGGCGGGGAAUGCACCUGUGCUUGGUACAUGAUCCAGACAAGGUGUGGGGUGGCAUCGCAUGGAACCAGAACAAGUGGAAUGGAGCUGAGCACCUUGUCUUGGGUCCUGCAGGAAACCGACCCUCCUAGCCACUAAUAGUUGGAGUGCUAGUCCUGGUGGAGCUAAUGUGGCACCCAGCAUGCUCAGAGGGGUCCUGGAGUUUUCAAGAGUACAAAGCAGUAUUUGUUGCUGGUAACCCCCCCCCCCCCCAAAAAAAAAAGAAUCCCCAAGGCCGGUGAUGAGGGGGAGAGGAGCAAAAGAAGCUCCAUACUUCGCCAAACCAUUGAUCCACCUAAUUUGAUAAUGUCUGCGCUGACUAGCAUAAGCUCAGCAGGGUUUCAGGCAGGGAGUCUUCCAACCCUACUUGAACACACCGAGGAUUGAAUGUGGGGCCUUCUGCAUGCAAGGCCAGGUGCUCUGCCACAUUCCCCCCCCAAAUGGACUAGAUGUUUUUCAUCACAAACAGGGAGCCCUCCAUGCUGCAGGUGCCAGUGCAAUAAAUGUAGUAUUUGGUGUCAGAUACUUUCACACACAUUCUCAGGUAGUCAGCAAAUUGUCCAGAUUUAGAUUCCAACACUUAUUUUUUCUAGACGGUACGUUAAAAGGGGGGGGGGGCAAGCACAUGGCCCUUUCCCAGGCAGAAUUAAGGAAAAGCGCUUUUAGGACAGGUGGCCUCGGGCUUCGUUUUGUCAGACUUGGACGCCCCCCUCCCAGCUAGAGAACAGACCCCCUCUCCAAAACCCUGGACUGGUUCUCCACCCAGCUCUUCACUGUUGCAACACUCCUCGAGUCUUACCACAGGCACACCAUUCAAGGUGGGGUUCAUCUAGCAGAAAUGGUUUUGCUGGUGAAGCCAGUAUUUCUCCUCUCAGGGAAAUCUUAAGUGUUGCUGUCAACCCUCAUUUUCAUUCAACUCAGUAUUAAAAGGUCCAGUACCUUUCUGGGUCAGGAGUGUGAGGCGGCAGCAGGAGAGAAGGGCUUUUUAAAAUCAAUUUUUAUAUGUCCUAUCUUUGUAUUUAUGCAACACAUAAAAUUUAUGCUUUUUGUAUUGUGUACAUACCAUUGUUUAUAUGGUUUUGUAAUUUUUGCAUAAAUUUUUCUAUGUUGUUGCCCACUCUGGAAUUGAAUUUUUUUUUUAGUGAAGAGUGGACUAUAAAUACUGUAAACAAAACAGAACAAAUCCAAAUUAGAAUAGUUAAACAAUAAUAAAGCAAAAAGUUAAAACCACUGCAAGCACAGCAACUUAAAAAAAAAUUAAAACCAGUAUGGAGCGUUGCAUGGUGCACAGAUCUCAAAUCACUAAAAUAGAUGCACCCGUUACAGUGAAAAUGCCUGGGAGGACGAAAAGGUAUUCACUGGGUACUCAAAAGGUCAUCCUGUGGACUGCCACCUUCCAGAAGGCCCUGCCCCCACCUCAGCUGCUCAAGGAAGUAUCAAAAGAGCAGCAAGGGGUAAUCCAUUCCUCCUUUUCUGCUUUUGGGGGAAGUUAAUUGGUUUUUCACUCAGUAGUCAUCCGUAUUGUGAAAUACAGGCAGCAAGCCUCUAUGCACGUCAGCGGAGGGCAUAUAAGCAUGCUCUGCCCCACUCCAAGUCUUCUUUCAAGUCCAAAAGGACCAGUGCGUCUGCGAUCGUGUGUCAAUUAGACCUGCUUAAAGUGGACACUGCCUGUGUGCUAAAAUGACACCCAGGGAAAAGAUGCAUGCUUAGGAAUCCACUUCAGGAUGACUGAUUCUGCCUCAAAAGUUAUUGGUUCGAGUUGUGAGAAAGGGUGAAAAGGGAGCAUCAGUGCACAGUGGCAGUUCCCAGAUGUGCCUGACUUUUGUGUGUGCUGGUAUCUUUGCAGUCCCUUUCCUAACCAGUCAGAUUGGGCUUGCCACAAUCCCAUCUCCUGCUUUCCGUCAACAUUAUACUUGGGCUCAUUUGCUGCCUCUCUCUAACUCCUGUUUUCCCCCCUUUCUGUUGUGUAGAUUCUUAAAAGGAACUCCACCUGUUCAUUUUCUAAAACUCUACUUUGUAAGUCUUCAUGGUUACUUGGGGAGUGACUGUUUUCCUCCUUGGCACUAAUGCUCGUGGUCCUGCUUGCAUAUCUUGAUUCUUUCAGGGCUGUGCACCAGCUCACCUGCUUCCCAUAGGUUCUGAAUAUGGGCCGUUGGCGUUGGGUUUCUGGAGACCUGGGCAGGCCCCCUUAAGUGCUUGCUCUUCAGGCAGUUUUCAACACGUUUCUGUGCCUCUCAAAAUGGCAAAGCUUAACUUCUGCACUGCCAGGGCUCCCCUGAGCUUAUCAUUUCAGUGGCCCCCAUGAGAGGGCCUGGGACGUGCAGUGACGCAUCCCUUCCACCUCUUGCAAGAGGAGUGCCAGGAGGGAGAGGCACAGACGGCAUUUUGGCCACCUUGUUCUUCUGGUUGACCCGAGUCCUGCAUGUCUGGGGCUAGAUCCAUGCCAUGUUAGGCGUGUUCUCCUUUGGAUGUAGGGGUUCAUGCUUGUGUGUGUAAGGUCAGGCACCAACUGGUUAGUGGCCGAGGGCAGUGGAGCAGUCUGUGUUCAUUGCAUGCUUCAGUCUGAGGAGGUGGCUCCAAAUUAACGCCAAGCAUGUGAACAGCCUUGGUCAAAACAACCCUUUCUGUAACCUUUGGCACAAGGCUGCUUGUGUUGGAGUUGCAAAGUAACCAUUAAAACAGUGUUUGCCUUCUGCAGAGCAGGUUUGCAGGGUAGACUAACAGUGUGUUGCUGUAGAGAUGUGAGCCACUGAAAAGAGCCAUGGUCCUAGGGAGAAAGGAGGAAGGCGUUUCUUUUGGCUGUAGAAGUUACUUGGUUAUUUUGGAUGCUUGUUUUGAUGGCCAGCGUUUGAGCUUUCACCAAUGUGGGGCGGGGGCUGCUCUCGUGACUGUCAGGCACCCCUCGCUGGGCUGCCCACUUGUCCUGCCGCUGCUGUGAGGGGCCAAGCUCUGUAGGUGAAUCCUGGCAGGCAGAGGUCUCAACGACAGGGUGAUCUGCUGUCCUACAGCCAUAGCCUAAUUCUGUUGUUUUCCUUCCUAGGUGAAGAACAGAGUAAAGAAGCGCUGCAGGAUGUGGAAGAUGAGAACCAGUGAGACAUCAAGGCCAAUAAGAGACCCCCAUCUUUGUCCCCCUUCUACCGCACCCACUCCCAUAAGCCCCUCAGUGUCCCUGGGAACCAUCUGAUCUGACGUUUGUGAUGGGCCCCAGAAUUUAGGUUCCUACCCUGUUGGUUUUUUUACACAGUUGAAAAGUUCUUUAAAAGGCAAGAGUGAAUGUCUGUGGAUUUUACUGGUGCCAGCUUUCAGUUUCUUUUAAGACACUAACCGGACUGGCUGCAUAGAGGCUUUUUCUGCAUUCCUGUGUUGUCUUCUGUCAGUGUUGGAGGUGACAUCUGGAAGCCAUUAGAAUUCUAGCAGAGGCUUGCACUGUAGAGUGCAUGUGUUGGCAUUUUUCAUUUUUUAUAAUUGUUUAAACAAUUUUAUAUGAGUGUUUAGAAUUGGGCGUUUAGCUUGAAGUUACCGGUUUCAUUGGGACAGUUCUUGUAGUGGUUUUGCUGUAAAAGAAAAAACAAAAAGCAAAAAAAAAUAUCCAACUGUGCUGAGAUGAUGUUGCUGCAACAGACGGUGCUGGUAACGGUUCAACAAUCCGUGGCUGCUCAUUCUUGCCUUCUCUUUACUUUCCCUCCAAGCAGGUUAGCAUUGAAGGUGGCGUUGAAGGCCUGCAUGUGUGUUCAAUAUUUUUCUCUCCCUCCCCCCUCCCUUUUCGCUAGCUCAACCUCUUUUGUUCAGUAUGUGUAACUUGAAGCUAAUUUGUACUACUGGAUAUCUGACUGGAGCCACAGAUACAGGAUCUGUAUUGUUCUUACUGAAACACAGCAUGGAAUUAACAUUAAACUUAAAUAAAACAACCCUAAAUUAAAAUGAUGCCAAAUACUACUGCUACUUUACCCUGGUAAAUGUUUAGCAAGAGCUGCAGACCGAACAAGUAGCAGGAAAAGUGUUACUUAAUGGAAGAGAGGCUGGCCGUAGCAAAAUGGAGAGGGCCAUCACCAGAAUUUGUGGGUCUCAAUUGGCGGCUGCCCAGAGAGCGCAAACUUGGGCACUGAAUCAAUCUGAGGUGGUUCAGUCUGCUUAAUUGUUGCAUUGCGAGGAAACAGUUUUUAUCAGGGAAGCAGCAAGGCAGAGACGCCUGCCUAACUGGGUCAAAAAUUUGUACUCUGGUUGAGCUAGAACACCUUUUUGAAAACCAAGCCAUGCUCCCUUUCAUUUCUUAACGGCUCUGUUUCCUUUCAAAGUUCAACUCCGCUGUUAGCUGUGCUCAGACCUUUUGGUCACAUGCUGACAAAACACUGAAAGGAUUGUGGGGAAGCCUUCCGGCCCCAAAAACUGUUCCUUGGCUGCUUCAGCCUCCUUCUGCUAAUGCCUUGUACCCUCCUUCUGGUCUGAACUGUCUCCUUGCCUUUUAGCUUCAUCUGGGCUUUCCCCUCUGGCUGAGCAGUGAGUCUGUUGGAUAAAUAAAAUACUGUGUCAAGAUUCUGCACCUCAGACUGCUCUCUACUCUGAACCCUCUCAAAAGUGGGAAAUGCUUCAGCUCUCAACCAGCACCUGCCAGGCCCCCAUCAGUCUCCAUCCCUUGCAGUAAUAUGCUUAGUGAUGCCUUUCAGUACCCUUCUUGGUGAGUGGGCAGGGGCUUGGGGCUUUCAACAGUGUUUCCCUCUUGAAUGAUGCCAGGAAUUGUAGUUGGUAUUGGAGGGGUAAAAUGGAUUGCUUGAUUCAAGUGCCCAUUCCUUUCAGCAGCCGCCCAUUUUCAUUUUUUAGAGCUGUUCCCUUCUCCCACCCCCCACUUCUCAAAAUGCCAAAUGAGCCAGUGGUAUGGCAAGUCUGCACAUUAACGGAUUUGUUUGGGCAAGUGAGGUUCUGGCAUUGCCCUUGUGCUAACAGCUGCUACUGCUCCUACCUGCGCAUAGAACUGAGGUUAAUGGAUCCCUUUCCGAGGGGGGUAUCUGAAAAGAGUGAACAUCUAGCCUGCCACAAGAACCACCCGUCCGUUGAAAUGCAGUCUGGAGCAAAUGACUGGUCCCAGGACCCCUUUUCUUUGUAUUGGCCGUGGAGUGGCCAUCUUGGGUGCCUUGUUUGGCGAUCGGAGCCAGGAGCCUGGUCCUCCUCAUGUGUUCCUAGGGCGGUGGCCUUCAGCCCCCUCCAGUCCACAGAAACGCAAUGAACAGAUCAUACUAGCGUUGUGUGAAAGGUGUGCAGUUGCACAAACGGUUCCUUACACUUGCAUGGACUCUUCAUACUUUUUAGCUAUUUAUACUUUAGUGGGUGCAAGAUGAGGGAAGCCGCUUUGCAGCACCAACUGUACUACAGCUCUGAUGAGAAACAGGUCACACACCCAUAAUACUUGUGCCCUCCCCUUUCUGACUGAACAGGUGACAGCAGACUGUUUCUACCAAGGACUGCACAGCAAGGGGGAUUGCAGUAGUUUGCCAUUAGGCCUCAUUCUGAGGCUGCUUGCUUCAUCUUUCUUUGCUGCUAGCUGGAACCAUAUUGGACUCUAAUCUAUAGAGGGAGAGGCUGGCACGCCAAGCUCCAGGAGCAGUGAAGUAGAGGCAGACAAGGGCAAGAAAUUUUCUGCUCAACAUCCACCCCAUCCCUGGCUGCCAUUGCAGGCACCGUCACUUAGCGAUCUGCCACUUCCCUCAGUGCUGGGCAGCAACCAAUCUGUUACAUGAAUUUUGGAUACAAGGAAGGGAAAUGGUGCUGUAGGAGUCUGGCAGUGCCCAGCUGCUGGCUGCUAUUGCAUCUUUGGGGUCCCCAUCAACUAUUCCCUAGGAAGAGGUUGGAAUUGGGAGGUUCUAGUUUCUUCACAGGUAAUUCUGCUUCAUGGGACCAGUUUUCAAAAACUCAAACCAGAAAAGAAAGACCACUGCCACUUUUUGGUUAUCAGUUUAAAGCAAGAAUUGAGCACACUAAUGGGAAGAUUUGAGUUUGCCACCACUGUCCAUCCCAAAAUGGGUCGUCUGUGAAAGUCACCCCAAUUCCUCCUCUUCCACCUUCAACUACCCUCUGAACUUGUAUUGUGUACUGGUAUAUAUAUUUUACAAAAUAAAGGGUUUUCCAGGCCAAUUAAAGCCACACAGGAU